Molecule: messenger RNA, 2109 nt
Organism: Suillus fuscotomentosus
Lineage: Eukaryota; Fungi; Basidiomycota; Agaricomycetes; Boletales; Suillaceae
Exons: 5
Coding region: 1-2109 (702 amino acids)
Source: RefSeq, a predicted model, not a curated record
AUGCCCCGGUCCAACUCAUCAGUCGAUAGCCCAAAAAAGACCAAGCAGAAGAAAUUAACUGAUGAAGAGGUGCUGGUCUUGAAAUCCCACCUAGAAGAAUGGAAGGAAGCAGCUGCCAACGAUAGAAAAAAGAUUCUGAAGGCCGUCAUAAAAGAGGCCAAGGUGCAUGCCCCUGCUAUGGAUGACCGGUCAUUGAAGAACAGGAAAUAUACGUACUGGGACUGGUUAUAUAACCGGAGACCUGAAAAGACUCGAGAAAAGAAAGCCAACAAGUUCAGUCAGAAAUGGACUUCCCGGUCGGUCAUAGAACAACUGCACAAGGAGGAGAUCAUUGAAAAGACCGGAGUGAUGCCAGGAUCGAAGAAAUUUAUUGAAAGAUAUCAGACAACACUCACUGCAGUGGUGGCCAGUCUAUCUAAAGAGGAGCUGGAGGAGGCUCAGAACACUGCGAUUGAGUGGUCUGCCAAGGCUCCUCCUGCAGCUGUUCAGGCAGACUUUGCAAAGAAGAAAGCACCCGGUAUGAUGAAGGAUCUGGCAACAAAGUUGUGGAAGCAGGCCGGUAUGAGAAUUUUUAUAUUGUCAGCAUGGAAAACAGAGGAAGACGAAGUCCGGAUCAAUGGAAUUGACUUCAAUGAAAAGUUGGAGGGGAAUAGUUUUACCGAUACGAAGGACUGGAAGUCCAUGUUAUCGGAGUGGAAUGCCUAUGCUGGUGAAGAGUUUGACGUUGACCUGAAUAAUGAUGACAAUGAUAACGAAGAGGAGGUGAAGAAGAGCAGGAAGAAAGGUGGAAAGAAGGACAAUUAUCCUUUGGAGGUGGAUAGCUAUGGGCUGCUGGUCAUACCGGACGUCACAGAGCUUAACCUAGAGAGCAAAAAGCAUCUUAUAAGGACUUUCCUCACAAAGCACUACAGAUUGUGCAGCCAACAACCAAAGGCGUCUGUUCCUUGGGCCUCAGUCAGGAUGGCUCAGGGUGACUUUAUUGCAGCCAAGUUUUUACCUACCAGCUGGAGGCUCGACGAUCCGUCAAAGAUUCGGCUGGCUGAUGCUGACCGGCUGUUAGAGUUGUGGUGUCAAAGACAGAAGGACCAGGUUUGCCCAACCUUUGAAUUUAAAGGCUGGGAAGGCGAUGAUAAGACAAUGAGAGAACCGGCAGAGAUAAUCUCCGGCAAUGGUUCUGAUGCAAGACCCAGGGUUCCAGUGAAAAAGUCCACCGGAAGGCGCACCAGGGGGGUGGAACCGGUGUCUAGUAGUGAGGAUAAGGACAAGGAUGAUGAAGAUGAGGAGAAGGACGACGAUCACUAUCACGAUGACAACCUCCAAUCACCACCACCAAAGUCGAAAUCUAUCAACAAUCGCCCACCGGUCAAGAAAUCCAUACCUGUCCCACCACCACCUUCAAAGGCAAAAUGGGCCAAUAUGGUCCGCAGCACUAGUCCGGCGUCAGAGGAGGAAGAUACUCGCCUACCGGUCAAGAAAUCCAUACUGGUCCCACCACCUUCAAAGGCCAAACGGACCAAUACCAUCCGCAGGGCUAGUACAGCUUCAGAGGAGGAAGAUACUCGCCCACCAGUCAAGAAAUCCAUACCUGUCCCACAACCAACUUCAAAGGCCAAAUGGACCAAUACCGUCUGCAGCACGUGUCCGGCUUCAGAGGAGGAAGAUACUCGCCCACUGGUCAAGAGAUCCAUACCGGUCCUACCACCACCUAAAUCAAAAUCAUCCCAAAAGAGGGGUAGGGUUGCUCCCAUUCAAUCUGAUUUGGAGUCAGAUGGUCCGCCACCAGUCAAGAAAUCAAAGCUGACUGCAAGUGGAAGGGGACAGGCAGAAGACAAUACCAGCACUGGUUCUGCACAAUCAACUGGUAAUGAUGACAAUGAUCCUCUGCCUUCACAACAUCUUUCUAGAAGUCGUGCAUUUGGCCCUACAUCAGGUGUCUAUGCCAAGAAUAAAACUAACAAAGCACCGGUGCACAAACCAACACCCCCUGCCCCAAGAAGGGGCUCCGGCAAGAAAGCCAAAGCAUCUGAAGCACAGACAACCAAUCCAGAGCCAAAGCACUCUCAUAGAAGUACAAAGGCCUCUUAUAAAGCUCAGUAUAUGCAAUCGUAG